AUGGCGCAGAUGAUGCUUGAGCCACCUACAAGAUGGUUCCACAGACGAAUCAAUGGAAUGGACCCCAGUGAAUGCAUAUUUGGUCUUCGAUAUGACCCCAAGAUUCUCCAUUGUGGCUUUUAUUUCACCAAUUUUGAGCAGGUGUGGGUCCAGGAGCUUGAUCGAGACGAGCUAGAAGGAAAGGCCAAAAGGAUAUCUAUUGAUGAUCUGGGCCAUGCCACCUUGUUGGAGCUACUACGGUCGAUCAACAAGGAGAUUCCCCACCGGCUCAAAUUCACAAUCUCGACAGAGUGCAUUGUAGUCGACGUGCCCAUUGGUUUGGAUUGGAAGUUUGAAUUGGAGCAGUUGCAGCCGGCCGAGACUAUAAAUUUCUUGACCGAGCUAACUUACCAGCAAUUUGCCCAUUCCAGCUAUUUGAACUAUAAGCUUCAGGGGUUGAAGUCAGUCGUCGGCGCAAAGGAUUCCUAUAUUAGAUUCCUCACGAUGAACUUUAAGCAGAGCCAUGGUGAUCAAGCGAUGAAAAAGUACAGAUUGAACCACGAUGAUGAAGCUGAGGGAAUCGAUCAAUUUGAAAGUGACAAGUGGGAGAAUCGAAUGCGAAAGGAGUACCGGCAUGUUUUGGAAUCCUCGGGACGGUCAAAGCACCAACAGUUGGGACAAAUUGUUCAAGACGCAGUAUCAAACGAUUGGGAUUUCGCGAAUCUGGUCUACCAGCUGCAUUAUAAUGAUGAUGAUGAUGAUAUAAAGCAGGAGGAGCAGGAUGAUGAAGAAAAAUAUGCAGCCGAUGACGAUGAGCUGCACCAGGGAUCGCAAGUGUCACCAAGGAAACGUAGCUAUCACACUUUGCAAAACUUGACGUCGCGGAAAAGAGUUGGACAACUAGGGAGUUUCCAGUUUAAUCGCGAGGGUUCGGACUCGGAUCCUGAGCCGCCCUCAAUAGAAAGCUCACCCAUGAGACGCCAAAAGUUGGGCCAGAUUGGAAAGCGGCGAUUGAAGCGUGAUGAUUCAGAAGCGUUUUUGGAAAACUCCCAAUCACCAUCACCAUCACCAUCACCAGCGAGACGAGCAAAAAAAUUUGGCCAGUUGUAA
Molecule: messenger RNA, 1089 nt
Organism: Lodderomyces beijingensis
Lineage: Eukaryota; Fungi; Ascomycota; Pichiomycetes; Serinales; Debaryomycetaceae
Source: the annotation of a GenBank genome assembly